Copidosoma floridanum is the source of this 4136-nucleotide messenger RNA. RefSeq names its product phosphatidylinositol 3-kinase 92E (gene Pi3K92E). Gene Ontology annotation, biological process: cell migration; phosphatidylinositol 3-kinase/protein kinase B signal transduction; phosphatidylinositol-mediated signaling. Lineage: Eukaryota; Metazoa; Arthropoda; Insecta; Hymenoptera; Encyrtidae. Gene Ontology annotation, molecular function: 1-phosphatidylinositol-4-phosphate 3-kinase activity; 1-phosphatidylinositol-3-kinase activity. Gene Ontology annotation, cellular component: phosphatidylinositol 3-kinase complex; cytoplasm; plasma membrane. The record is from RefSeq and is a predicted model, not a curated record.
UGUUCAGUUUUUGACGUACUGGAGUUUUACUCGUUAUAUGCUUUGAUUAUUUUGCUCUGAUUUUUAUAUUAUGUGUUAUGGCUAAAGUGCACAUACCUCAAAAUGAAUGCAAAAAAAAAAGAAAUAAAAGGUGCAAAUUGAACCACUAAUCAACAUCACUUCUGUUUCGCUUUUGUGCAAUUGUUAAAAAUUUCAUAAUCACAACGCAAGUUCAUCAUUAUUAUUUUAGGAAAGCUAUGCGAUAUCCACAACAAUCAGUUUCCUAUGUGUACAUCUGCAAUAAAACAUCAAGGUGUUGUUAAAUAGAAUCUGGUGUUAAGAAUCCUAGGAUUGCUCAUUGAUGGCAUUUCAAAAAGUAUUGAUCAACAGUUUGCAUUGAGUGAUUCUAAUGAUUUAGACAGCAAAAUGGUGCAGAUACCAAAUACUUUCCAGUAUAACUUCUGGUCCAAGUCACCGACAGCAAAUAUUGAAAUAACAUGUUUCAUGCCAAACGGCGUGGUAAUACCAUGCCCUGAAAUCAGUCCUAAAGCAAGUUUGGCUGAAAUCAAAACAGAUAUCUGGGAGGAGGCAAGCAAAUAUCCAUUGCAUGGCACAUUAAGAUCUCAAUCGUCUUAUGUGUUUGUAUGCAUUAAUUCUAAUUCUGAAACUGAAGAGCUGAGAGAUGAAAGUAGACGCCUAUGUGAUAUAAAACCAUUCUGCUGUAUACUUAGACUGAUUGAAAAGCAGGAUAAUCAAAGUGAUAAGAUAUUAGACUCCCAAAUAGGUGUGCUUAUUGGUAAAGGUCUUAUUGAAUUUACCACCUUGAAAAAUUCAGAAAUCAAUGAUUUCCGUUGGAAAAUGAGAUUGCUUGCAGAUGAAGUUGCUUCUGAAAGACAAAAGAGAACAUGGGCUGAGAAGGUACAGUAUCAAUUUCCUACCAGAUUAGCUCCCUCGUCCAAUGUUCCGAAAAACAUAGAGUCUCGUUUGAAGGAUGAACACAUAGUAUUGGUUGUCAAAUUCGAAAACGCAGACACAUCAUACACAUUUUCAGUCAAGCAAGUGACAACGUCGAGUACUCUGGUCUUGCUUGCCUUGAACAAGCGAGCAAACACCUUGACGCGGAGGGACGAGCGGCCGAGAGAUUUCACCUUGAAGGUUUGCGGCCAGGACGAGUAUCUCAUUGGUGACGAGCCGCUGAUUCGCUACACUUAUAUUCGGGAAUGUAUUUCCAAAGAUAUAAACCCUACUCUCGUGGCCGUGAACAUAAGCAACAUUCCCGUUUACAAGGACCACGACUACGAGGAUCCGGACGCCGAAGCUGUGGGUCGCGCCAACAGGCCGUCGUUUUCCACACUAACGCUGCGCAAAAGAGGAAAAUAUGUUUACUCGCUGGAAGUUGAGCAACAACUCGUUGUAAACAUCACCUCGAUAUCGCGGCUUAACACCGAAGCCGCGGAUCGCACGGUCGAGGUCGUCGUCCAAAGCGGUCUGUUUCACGGAGGAAGGUCCCUCUGCGAGAGCAAAAAGACGAAAGAAAUAAAAGUCAACCCGGAUGGCUACUGCCAAUGGAACGAAGACUUCAUCUUCGACAUUAAAAUACGUGAUAUCCCGAAAAAUGCGCGACUCUGCUUUGUCCUUUACGAGGUUACCAAGUCUUCGUCCAAAGGAAUCAAGAGCCGCAAGAACCUCGGCAAACAGGAGGCCGUCAAUCCACUGUGCUGGGUGAACACGACCAUCUACGACUACAAGAGCCAGCUGAAGAGCGGAGGCCUGACCCUGUACAUGUGGGCCUACGCCGACGACAUUCAGAACGAUGACCUGCUGCAUCCACUUGGCACUGUUGUUUCGAAUCCCGACAUGGAUAGAGCGGCCGCUCUCCUGAUAGACUUCAAGACAUGCUCCAACUCUCACACUGUCCUCUAUCCGUCAGGCGAAAAGAUGGUCGAGUUUAGCAAAAAGCUGAGCGAGUCUCGGGAGAACUCGGCCGAGUUCGACCCGAGCAGCGUCUCCGAGGCCGAGCUGGAGCAACACAUCGAGCAGCUCCAGUUGCUUGCGGACCAGGACCCGCUGCACGAGCUCCACGAGCAGGAGCGGAAGACGAUUUGGUCCCUGAGGCAGCAGUGCAUCACGAAGGUGCCGACGAUACUGGCCAAGCUUCUGCAAUGCGUCGAGUGGAACGACCACAAGGAGGUCGCAGAGGCGACGUCGCUGGUACUGCGAUGGCCGAAGCUCGAGGUAGAGAGAGCCCUCGAGCUUCUGGAUUAUGCCUACCCCGAUCCCACGGUGCGCAGCUUUGCCGUCAAGUGCCUGAAAGACGUAAGCGACGACGAUCUCAGCCUGUUUCUACUGCAACUCGUUCAGGCUUUAAAGCAUGAGAACCACCUGUCGUGCGAGCUCUCGGAGUUUCUGCUACGUCGAGCUCUGAAUAACCAAAGGAUUGGCCAUUUCCUCUUCUGGCACUUGAAGUCGGAAAUGCACGUCGGUGCUGUGAACGUGCGCUUCGGCCUGAUGCUCGAGGCGUACUGUCGGGGCAGCCAGGAGCACAUGAGAAGCCUGGCGAAGCAGGUUGAGUGUCUGAGGAAGCUCGACAUAGUCAGCGACCAGAUAAAGUUGCGCAAAGACCGUAAAGCAGCCCAGCAACAAAUGGUAGAGUAUUUUAAGGAAGAUCACUGCCGAGAAGCCUUCACCAAUGUCACGAAUCCACUGAAUCCCAGCUUUAGGUGGUCCGGCAUAAGGAUGGAGAAGUGCAGAGUCAUGGACAGCAAGAUGCGACCCCUUCACCUUGUUUUCAAAAACGUUGACCCCUUUGGAGACGACAUUCAUCUGAUUUUCAAACAAGGUGACGAUCUGCGACAAGAUAUGCUGACUCUGCAAAUGCUUUGCAUAAUGGAGAAGCUGUGGCAGAAGGAGGAUCUGGAUUUCCGACUCAUUACUUACAGGUGCAUAUCGACGGACAAUAGAGUUGGCCUUAUAGAAGUCGUACUGAACGCCGAGACGAUAGCCAACAUACAGAAGGAGAAAAUGUUCUUCACUCCAACAGCUGCUUUCAAGAGGGGCUUGUUGCUAGCUUGGCUGAAGGAGUACAAUCACAGCGAGACCUCUUUGAAUAAGGCCAUCGAAGAAUUCACUCUGAGUUGUGCUGGAUACUGCGUCGCCACUUACGUGUUGGGUAUAGCCGACCGGCACUCGGAUAAUAUAAUGGUCAAGAGAACGGGCCAAUUAUUUCACAUUGAUUUUGGCCACAUACUCGGACACUUCAAAGAGAAAUUUGGUUUUCGCAGAGAAAGAGUGCCGUUCGUUCUGGUCAAUGAUUUUAUACACACGGUCACGAAAGGUCAGGGCAAGAAAGCGAACCUCUCGGAAUUCUACAGAUUCCAGAAUUCUUGUGAACAAGCUUUCCUAAUACUAAGGAGGCACGGCAGUUUAAUUCUCUCUUUGUUUGCAAUGAUGAUGUCGACAGGCCUGCCAGAGUUGUCGUCGGAGAAGGAUCUCAAUUACUUGAGAGAUACACUGGUUCUUGAAGCAUCCGAAGCUGAAGCUCAAAUGCAUUUUAGAAGUAAAUUUGAAGAUGCUCUGCGUAGUUCAUGGAAAACGUCUUUGAAUUGGGCAUCUCACAAUAUGUCCAAGAAUAACAAGGUGGCGUAAAAAAUAAUAAUUCUUCCUGUUUCCAUGUGCAACACAAGCAUAUAAGGUUUUCAAUUUUGUAUAAAGCAAUAUGAUGGACUUAUUUCAUGUAAAAUGAUACUAUUAGAUUUAAUUAUUAUUAAGUGUAAAAUAAUGAAUUUAAAGGAAUUGUGUAUUCCUGCGAUAUUUCUUACGACUGCGAUCAUUAAAAUCCAUAUCAUAGGUAAAAAAAAAAAUUUUUCAUAUACGUAUUUCUACUACGGUAGUUAAUUUUAUUAAAAUAUUUUUGUGUACUAUAUUGUUUCUGAUUCGAAAAUUGUGAUUGUUUUAGUGAAACUGUAGUAUUAGGAUGUAUAAAUAUAUAUUUAUUGAAAGUUUAUUAUAAGAGGGAAAUAAAUCAUUUUUUCCAAAUACGUAAUAUCAUGCAUGUUGUUCAUUUGUACAUAUUUUAAAAGUUACUAAUGGUUCAAAAUUUUCUAUGCCAAUUACAUAGUGUACGAUUUCAAAAAUAAAAUACAAUGUUUAUAUAUUCU